Messenger RNA from Trametes versicolor FP-101664 SS1, 2960 nucleotides. RefSeq lists its product as uncharacterized. Gene Ontology annotation, biological process: carbohydrate metabolic process. Lineage: Eukaryota; Fungi; Basidiomycota; Agaricomycetes; Polyporales; Polyporaceae. The record is from RefSeq and is a predicted model, not a curated record. The transcript has 14 exons. Bases 10 to 2922 code for a protein of 970 amino acids. Gene Ontology annotation, molecular function: hydrolase activity, hydrolyzing O-glycosyl compounds; carbohydrate binding.
ACUUACGCUAUGCGGGCGAUCCUAUUCGCCGCACUGCUCUUCCUGCGAGUGAUCGCUCUAGCCAGGGAACCUUCAAAGUUUGAACACGGCAGAAGCUUCCUCGCAGACGACAAAGCGCCUUCGCUGAAUGUGUCGUCAUGUCCAGGAUAUGUUGUCGCGUCACAACAAGAGACCCACAAUGGCCUGACGAUCCAGCUUACGCUUGCCGGUCCGGCCUGUAGCGCUUUCGGCCACGAUGUUGCCAAUCUUACCGUUGAAGUCACCUACGAAACAACGACGAGACUGCACGUCAACAUCUACGACACAGAACAGAGACAAUUCACUAUACCGCCGGACGUCGUCCCUUUGUCGGCGGGAGAGGAUGACGCGACUUUGCCAACGGGUGCUGACCUCGAGUUCCACCACAACACGCACCCUUUCGAGUUCUGGGUGACGCGACGGUCCGAGCCAGACGCUACCCCUCUGUUCGACACGCGCCUUCAGUCCCUUCCGCCGACGCCAAUACCGGCCUGGGUACCAGGGGAUAACUCCACUGCGUUUGACGGAUUCCCGCUCGUGUUUGAGGACCAAUACCUGCAACUCACCUCGGCGUUGCCGCAUGGUGCGAACGUCUAUGGUCUCGGCGAAGUCCUUGCUAGUAGCGGCUUCCGACGAGAUGUGGGCACCGAUGGCGGGUCUGGGACUCUCCAGACUUUCUGGGCACGAGACAGUCCGGAUCCUAUAGAUGAGAACAUCUAUGGGUCGCACCCCAUCUACCUGGAACAUCGGUACGAUGAGAGCACCAGGCGCUCAAAGUCGCACGGUGUCUUUCACUUUGGCGCUGCAGGGUCAGACAUCCUGCUACAGACUCCGCCAUCUUCGCCCGUUUCGUUGAUCCAGUACCGGCUGGUUGGGGGCACACUCGACUUCUACUUCUUCUCUGGACCCAGCCCUCAGGAGGUGAUCGAGCAAUACGGCGAGCUCAUCGGCCUGCCCACUUGGCAGCCCGCCUGGGGCUUCGGCUUCCAGCUUUGCCGAUGGGGAUACGCCAACGUCAGCGAGACGAGAGAGCAAGUGGCAAAGAUGCGAGAGGCGAACAUUCCACUGGAGGUCAUGUGGAACGACAUCGACGUGUAUCACGCGCUUCGCGACUUCACGACCGACCCCGACAGCUUCCCUGCUGACCAGUUGAAGGACUUUAUUGCCGAGCUGACGGCCAACCACCAACACUAUAUUCCCAUAGUGGACGCUGCGAUCGCGAAGCUCGUCAAUGAUUCCGACGUGUAUGACCCUUACACAAGAGGAAACGAGCUGGACGUAUGGCUGAAGAACCCCGACGGCACAGAGUACCUUGGGCAGGUUUGGCCAGGAUACACGGUGUUCCCAGACUGGUUCGCGAACAACACCCAGGCGUUCUGGACCGAAGGCCUCCGCAACUGGUCUAAUUCAGGUGUGAACUUCUCGGGGAUAUGGCUGGACAUGAACGAGGCGUCAUCGUUCUGCAUCGGCUCAUGCGGAACCGGAGCUAAUCUGACCGCUGCUACAAUUCCGACGAUGUUCUUCCCUGGCACGCCAGGGAACCUGGUAACGGACUAUCCUGAAGGCUACAACGCGACCAUCUGGGGGCCGAGUGGAAACAUAACCAUAAAUGGCACGCUGACGUUCGGGAACUCCUCCUCCCCGCCUCCGGCACUCGCGAAGAGAGGCCUCGGAGAAGCGGCGGAGCCCGGCGUGAACCUCAACAGCCCUCCAUAUGCACUGCACAACGCGGACGGCUUCUUGUCGACCCACACGGUCUCGACCAACGCCACACAUGCGAACGGGCUGGUCGAGCUCGACGUGCACAACCUGUGGGGCCUGAUGGAAGAAAAAGCGACACACCACGCCCUGCUCGACGUGCACCCAGGAAAGCGUCCGUUUCUGAUCAGCCGCUCGACGUUCCCUAGCUCAGGCAGGUACACCGGACAUUGGCUCGGCGAUAACAUCAGCAAAUGGCAGUACAUGGUGCAGAGCAUCCAGGGCGUGCUCCAGUUCCAGCUCUACCAGAUUCCCUUCGUCGGCGCGGACACGUGCGGGUUCCAGGGCAACACGGACGAGGAGCUUUGCGGGCGCUGGAUGCAGCUCUCUGCGUUCAUGCCGUUCUAUCGAAACCACAACGUUCGGAGCGCGCUUUCGCAAGAGCCGUAUCGGUGGGAGAGCGUGGCGAACGCCUCACGCACGGCAAUCGGCAUCCGAUACAGCCUACUACCAUACUGGUACACACUCUUCGCCAACGCGUCGCUGCGCGGGAGCCCGCCGGUCCGUGCGCUCUUCUACGAGUUCCCCGACGAACCGGAGCUGUUCACUGUGGAUCGCCAAUAUCUCGUCGGGAGAGAUCUUCUGGUCACCCCCGUUCUCACUCCAAACGUCUCCACGGUCGACGGUAUCUUCCCUGGGCAAGGACGCGUCAUCUGGCGGGACUGGUACACCCACAAGGUCGUCGAUGCGGCCAUCUCGGCGAACACGACGCUCGAUGCGCCCCUCGGGCACAUUAACGUCCACAUUCGGGACGGCUCUGCCCUUCUGCUGCAUGCCAGUCCGGCGUACACGAUCGAAGAAACGCGUGGGGGUCCGUUCGCACUGCUCGUAGCGCAGGCCGCCGACGGCUACGCCUUCGGAACGGCAUACCUGGACGAUGGGGAAACUGUUCCGCCGACGCCCAACACGACACUGAAGAUCUCCGCACGCAAGGGCACUGUCUCAGUUGUUCCUCACGGUAAUUUCAAAGUCGUGCAAACUCUAGACAAGAUCACCGUUCUCGGGGCGUCUGACGUUUCGCCUACGGAGGUUUCUGUCAACGGCAAGCCCGUCAAAAGCUGGGAGUUCGACUCCGAGGUCCAACGGCUCGUAGUCUCGGCGAUUCAUGUCGAUCUGAAUGUACCUGCGACGGUGUCGUGGAAGUAGUCGCGGAUUGUAGCGUUCUGUUGUAUUGUCUCGAUAUG